GAUAAAUUCAAGCAAGGGGGCCGGGUCUGGAGGGCUGCUUGCAACUCGACUGCAGGUUUGCAGAUGGAAGGCGGACAGUGUAACGCGCUCUAGCUUUCUUGUGUGUGAGAGAGAGUUUUUUUUACCUUCCUCCAUCCCCAGCAUGCAUGGCUUUGGUUUCUAGCAGCGGGGACAGAGUUGAUGCAGAGAAAAGCACUUACUUCACAAACAGCACUUGGGAGACAUCAGUAAGUGCCUGAGCGCACAGUGAGCCACUCCAGUCUGCGCUCUGCAGCCACACAGACUGUGUUCAGUCGCCACAAGACUGAACUGAUUCUAUAACACUGAAGGAAGAGACUGAUAACACACUGGAGACUGGGCCGUACUGUCCGUGCUGGCUCUAGCAACUAUACUACCUGGAAAUUAAACUUUUUUUUUUUACACAGCCUUUUCAAGGCUACUCUGGACUGAAACGUGUGAGUUUACAGUACAUCUCAGGAGUGAACUAUUUCUGCGUUUCCCCCAGUACUCAGCUCAGACUGUGAAGAGAGGGACAAAAAUAGCUGAGUUUGCUUUAAAGUGAACCGGACGACCGAGAGGGGAGAGAGGGUGGGAAGGAACGACUUCACCGCUCUCCCUCUGUGUAACUAAGCAGCGAUGGUGCAGAAAAUGAGCCACACUGAGAGCACCGCUGAGGCGCUGUCUUUUUUCGCCGGGGAUUCAAGCUCCGACUCCGGGGCGUGCAUGGAUCUCGACGCCGCCGCUUCGCCGCUCUCUCCGGGCUCCACAGCCUCAUCCACCGGCGGGGACAAGCUUGGAGAGAACCCGGCGUGGUGUAAAACUCCCAGUGGUCACAUCAAGAGACCCAUGAACGCGUUUAUGGUGUGGUCCCAGAUAGAGAGGAGAAAGAUUAUGGAGCAGUCUCCGGACAUGCACAACGCGGAGAUCUCCAAGCGGCUGGGGAAGCGGUGGAAGCUGCUGAGAGACAGCGACAAGAUCCCCUUCAUUAAAGAGGCUGAGCGGCUCAGGCUCAAGCACAUGGCGGACUACCCCGACUACAAGUACCGGCCGAGGAAGAAGGUUAAAUCAAGCGCCACCAAGCCGGGAAGCAGCGGGGAGAAAGGGGAGAAACUCAGCAGUAGCUCAAACAACACCAGCACUAAAACAUCUUCAUCUUCAAGAAAGAACGGAUCCAAAUCACCCAGCAGCAGCAAACCCCACAAAUCACUUUUCGGGAGCAGCAGCAGUAGCAGCACCAAAGCAUCACCGUUUGCCUCUGAGCAGCCGUCAGAGAACCAUCACAACUCUCUCUACAAGUCGAAAUCUCUCUCCUCGGCAGCUAAGCAGAUACCGGAUGGUAAGAAGCCCAAGCGGGUCUAUGUGUUCGGCAGCGGCGCGGCCACUCUGAGCGUCAGCCCUUCUUCCUCUCUAGUGGUGCCGGCCAGCCCCACUCUAAGCAGCUCGGCGGACUCCAGCGACCCGCUCAGCCUGUAUGAGGACGCGGCCAGCGGCCGGGAGGAGGGAUCUGACUCCCCCGGCAGCAGCACCAGCCACAGCAGCAGCAGCCACAGCGUGCACACAUACAGCAGUCGGCGGGCUUCCUCCCCGACUCCCUCCGGGUCUCACUCCUCCUCAGCCUCGUCCCACUCCUCUUCCUCUGAGGACGAGGAGUUUGAGGACGACUUGCUCGACAUCAACCCCAGCCCCAGCUUCGACAGCAUGUCGCUCGGGAGCUUUGGCUCCUCAGUGCUGGACAGGGACUUGGAUAUGAACUUUGAAUCCGGCUCCGGAGGCUCGCACUUCGAGUUCCCAGACUACUGCACACCCGAAGUCAGCGAGAUGAUCUCCGGAGACUGGCUGGAGUCCACAAUCUCCAACCUAGUUUUCACGUACUGAGUAUAGAUAGGUGCAUUGUUUUCUGCAAGCAAAAAAAUAUGACCACAACAGAAACAGGGGUGCCAGGUGCAGUGGGGCAAUAGUUAAGUGUAACGACACCAGACUAGUAAAGACCCACUAAGUCCCUUCUCAGAGCGCCACGAGUGCGGGGAAAGCCCGGUUUAAAACAUGCUUCGCGUGAACUGUGGGACUUGUUACCAGCGUGCAAGUGGCUCGAGAGCAAAACAAGAAGACACGCACAUGGGCUUUUCCUGUUUGUGAGACGCUUCGUCCCGGACUGUUUUUCAACUGAACUUUUUAAACUGUGAUUGAUUUGCACGUCAUGCGGUCCGCCGUUCACUUAAUAAUCAAUGUUGUUGUUGUUUUUCUAAAGGGACAUUUCAAAAAAGUUUGGUUUUUUUUACAAUCGCCAAGUGAACUUCACCACUUAAAGGUACAGAAACAGGACUGUCGUGCGACUUCUUCUGUUGUGAUGUGUCAAUGAAAGGGUUUUUAUAAUGGGGAAAAGAAACUAAAAAAAAACAAACAAACAAAAAAAAACAAGGUGGGUUGGUGUUUUUUGUUAAGUCGCCUUUUUCCCAAGAGCAAAAAAAGUGUAAAGCAUGAUAGUCUACUUCGUUUCUAUCUUGUGCCGAGAUUUUCUGUCAGACUGUCGAGCAGUUAAAAUAGUAUUAGGGUUAUUUAAGUGGGUAGGUGGCGCUCGCUUCGGUUUUUCUUUUUUGGGAAAAAAACAAAAAAAACAAACAAAGGACAUUGAAAUAAUCACCAGCUGUUGUAAUUUAGCAAACGUCAGGACUCAAACGUAUCUUCAAAUCUGUGCUGAACUUUAUGCACGAGUUCUCAAUGAUUCAGGACCAAAAUUGUUUAAUAUUAAUUUCAGAUGAUAGUUAUAGAAAAAAAUCCUCACCGAUUUUUCUUUUUCAUCUUCUGAGCUUUGUUUUGUACAUUUAUUCAGAUGCCAUUUUAUAUGGGAAGUUGUAUUUAUAUACUUGGCCAAGCGUUUUUGACUUGAUCUUUUUUAAUUUCUUGUAUACAUGAUCUAAUCUUGUUUUUGUUUCUUGCACAGUUGUUUGUAUAUCUGUGUCUGUCACACUUCCUUCUCAGGCGAAGGGCUAGAGUUUUAAAAACACACAACUUUUGAUUUCUUUUUAUAUUUAAAUGUACACACCUUUUGGACACUUAAAAAGAGAGGAAACAGUUUGAUUAUUUUCUCAGUGUAUUUUUGUACAAAUCUAUAUAGAAAAUGGGGGAAUCAACAAUCGGUGAGUGUGUGUGUAGCCCACUAACACAGCUGUAUUGGAUUUCCUCAUUUUUAAUACCCCGGCAGGCUGGUUUUCAUGCUGCCUUCAAGUUCUCAAGGCAAGCUCGUACAUAUGAGUUUUAUUGCCAUUUUUAAUACUUUUUUUGUGACGACAGCCAGCAAAAACAACCCUUAUAUCACAUUGUUGCCUUUUUAUGUAAAAAAGAAAAAAAAAGUAAAGGCACCAUCUUUCAUUUCACUUAAGUGACUGAUGAGAUGGGAAUCGUGUGGACCAGGUAUGCAAUUGGUGUUUCAGUUCGCUAAUUGGACAGAGUUUGAUUGACUUUACCAGCAAAAGCUGACUAGACAUCUAUGAUGUCCAUUUAUUUGAACCUCCCAUGCAAUAUGGAUGGGCAUAAAACGAACUAUAAGAAUGAUGUAUUCAUUUCCCAUAGCACUUGAAGGCAGCACCAGUCUUUGUCUCAGCCUACCUUCUACGUUUACAGUGCUGGUCUGCAGGAUCCUUAAAGACACAGGAACACAUUCUUACUACAGGCUUUUCCUGUGGACCCUAUGGGUUUAACAGGUUACUAUCUCGAGCAGCCACUUGAUUUUUGUUUCAGUUCCCUGUCAGAUAUCUUGCCUAUGACAACAGAAGAGGAGAUUGUAGCUUUAAAUUUGACUUGUUUCUUGAUGUUUUCAUUAACUGAUGUCAGAAUUUUGCAAAUCCACCACCAGAUCGAAAAGGUUAUAAAUACAAAGCAAGCAAACAUGGAUGACAACAUCAGGCAUAUUCAAAUUUCUGACUUGAGUUCCGCAACACCUACUUGUACUGCGUUUCUCAUUGUAUUUGAAUAUAUAAUCUUUUCUACUUGUCAGCUAACAUUAGCUAAUAAUUGUUUUAGUAUCUUUAUGGCAUGGUGAAUAGCAUUUGUAUUUCAGAUUCAGGUUAAUAGCUGUUGUGUUUUUCAGAAAAAAAAAGAAAAAUCUAGGAAAAAGUAUGGAACGUGAACUCGAUCUUUGUAUAUUUGACUGUAUCAUAAAGCAAAGUGUGUUUAUGUAUGUUGUUGCUCGAGGACAGGCACUGUCUAGAACUGCUAUCCUUAACACAUCCUUACUUACAUUCAAGGUGGUCAGUUCAGGACAUGUUUUUUUUAUUAUAAAUAUAUAUAAAAGCAUUUUUAAAUAUAUUAACUUUAAUUUUCAUCCAUCCUGUGCAAUAUGCUGUGUAGAAUUAUCAUUUAUUGUCUCUAAUCAUGCCAUAAACAAAGGGCCCCAGCCUUUUUUCUUUUCAAAUGAGGAGGGGGGGUUGAUUCAUGCCAGCUAAAUUGUGUCCAUUCACUGCCUGUCAGAUUGUUGAUAUACACUUGUGUACAGAACUUUUUCAAGGAAGGAUAAUAAAUAUCAGCUGGAACUGAAA
Molecule: messenger RNA, 4535 nt
Organism: Cynoglossus semilaevis (tongue sole)
Lineage: Eukaryota; Metazoa; Chordata; Actinopteri; Pleuronectiformes; Cynoglossidae
Gene: sox4b
Product: SRY-box transcription factor 4b
Exons: 1
Coding region: 637-1875 (412 amino acids)
Biological process (GO): neuron differentiation; positive regulation of transcription by RNA polymerase II; camera-type eye morphogenesis
Cellular component (GO): nucleus
Molecular function (GO): DNA-binding transcription activator activity, RNA polymerase II-specific; RNA polymerase II cis-regulatory region sequence-specific DNA binding
Source: RefSeq, a predicted model, not a curated record